AUGGUGAAGGCACGGAUGACGACAACGGACGUGGCGGCGGAGGUCAAGUGCCUCCGCCGCCUCAUCGGCAUGCGCCUCGCCAACGUCUACGACAUCACCCCCAAGACAUACCUUUUCAAGCUGAUGAACAGCAGUGGGAUUACUGAAUCAGGGGAAAGUGAGAGGGUCUUGUUGCUCAUGGAGAGUGGUGUCAGGUUCCACACCACCCAAUACGUCCGCGACAAGAGCACCACCCCCUCGGGUUUCACUCUGAAACUACGAAAGCACAUUCGUAACAAGAGACUUGAAGAUGUCCGUAUGCUCGGAUAUGACAGGAUUAUCCUUUUCCAAUUUGGGCUUGGCAGUAAUGCACAUUUCAUAAUUCUGGAGCUCUAUGCACAAGGAAACAUUCUUCUGACAGAUUCAGAAUACACAGUGAUGACACUACUCCGUUCUCACAGAGAUGACAACAAAGGAUUGGCCAUCAUGUCACGUCAUCGCUAUCCAGUAGAAGCUUGCCGUGUUUUUGGCAGGACUGACUUUGCAAAGUUAAAGGACAUGUUGACGAUGCCUGAUAAGGCUGAUGAUAAAGAGGAAAUUACAUCUGGAUCAGCUGAUGCUCAGGAAGCUUCUCAAUCCACCAAUGAUGAAGUGUUGGUAACUGAAAUAUCUGAAAAAUCACUGAGUAGAAAAGAAAAGAAGGCUGCUGCAAAAGCUAAGCAGUCUGGUUCAAAUGCAAAAGCAAAUAAUGGUGUUCAAUCCAAUAAAGCUACUCUAAAGACAAUUCUUGGUGAGGCACUGGCUUAUGGCCCUGCACUAGCAGAGCAUAUCAUAUUGGAUGCUGGUUUGGUUCCAAGUACAAAGUUCGGGAAAGAUCCAGAGAGCACUAUCGAUGAAAGCACUGUUCAGGCUCUAAUGGAAUCUAUUACAAGAUUUGAGGACUGGCUUGUAGAUAUUAUAUCUGGUCAAAGGAUUCCUGAGGGUUAUAUUCUCAUGCAGAAUAAGAUGACCGCAAAGAAGAACCUCACACCCUUGGAAGAGGCUUCGACUAAUCAUAAGAUAUAUGAUGAAUAUUGCCCUAUUCUGCUGAAUCAAUUCAAGUCAAGGGAAUAUAAUGAAUUUGCGACAUUUGAUGCUGCACUAGAUGAGUUCUACAGCAAAAUAGAAAGUCAAAAGGUGAAUCAACAGCAGAAAGCAAAAGAGGAAUCUGCAGCUCAGAGGCUGAAUAAAAUAAAAUUGGAUCAGGAGAAUCGUGUGCAUACAUUGAGGAAGGAAGUGGACCAUUGUGUCAAAAUGGCAGAACUAAUUGAAUACAAUUUAGAGGAUGUAGAUGCAGCAAUUUUGGCUGUGCGUGUUUCUCUUGCAAAUGAAAUGAGUUGGGAUGCUCUUACUCGCAUGAUUAAAGAGGAAAGAAAGGCUGGAAACCCAGUAGCAGGCCUUAUCGAUAAACUAAAUUUUGAAAGAAAUUGUAUCACUCUACUCUUGAGCAAUAAUCUUGAUGACAUGGAUGAGGAUGAAAAAACUGCACCUGUGGAGAAGGUAGAGGUUGAUAUAGCGCUUUCUGCACAUGCAAAUGCAAGACGGUGGUAUGAAAUGAAGAAGAAACAGGAAAGUAAACAAGAGAAGACUAUCACAGCUCAUGAGAAAGCGUUUAAAGCAGCUGAGAAGAAGACACGCCUUCAGCUUGCUCAGGAAAAAACGGUAGCUGCAAUCACUCAUAUGCGCAAAGUUCACUGGUUUGAGAAAUUCAAUUGGUUCAUCAGCAGUGAAAACUACUUGAUUAUCAGUGGCCGAGAUGCUCAACAAAACGAGUUGAUUGUGAAGCGCUAUAUGUCCAAAGGAGAUCUGUAUGUGCAUGCCGAGUUACAUGGAGCUUCCAGUACUAUAAUCAAGAAUCACAAACCUGACACUCCUAUUCCACCGUUAACAUUAAACCAAGCAGGAUGCUUCACUGUUUGCCACAGCAAAGCAUGGGAUUCAAAAAUUGUUACAAGUGCUUGGUGGGUGUAUCCACAUCAAGUUAGCAAGACAGCUCCUACUGGCGAGUACCUUACUGUUGGUAGUUUUAUGAUCCGUGGAAAGAAAAAUUUUCUUCCACCUCACCCCCUUGUUAUGGGCUUUGGUAUACUCUUCCGUUUGGAUGAGAGCUCCUUGGCAUCUCAUCUGAAUGAAAGGAGGGUUAGGGGUGAAGAUGAGGCCCUCCAAGAAAUGGAAGCAGAGUCUCGCAAGAAGCAAAGUAACUCUGAAUCUGAUGAAGAAAUUGGUAGUGAUAAAGAUGCAAACAAGGAAACCCAUGAAGAUGAAUCAAGCGGGCAAACUACAAACAUUCAACAAAAUAAUGAUAUUGAGCUUCCUGAUCUGUCUAGCAAUAUUGGUACUGCUGCCAAGUCACCUGAACUUCUUCCUGAAAUCCAAGCUGAGGAAACCUUGGAAAAUGGAAGUUCCGUUUCUAAGGAAGAAACAAUUGAAGCUUCUGUUUCAUCUCAACUUGAUGAUCUGCUAGAUAAGACUCUUCGCCUUGGCCCUGCAAAGGUGUCAGGUAAAAGCUCUUUGCUCACCAGCAUCCCUUCAAGUUUAGCAGAAGAUGACGAUGAUCUUGAAGUGAAAAGGCCAACUAUAAGAGACAAACCAUACAUAUCGAAAGCAGAGAGAAGAAAAUUGAAGAAGGGCCAAGUUAAUGGUGAAACUGCCACUGAUUCUCAAAAUGGUCAAGCUGUAGAAACACCAGGUACUUCAAAGCCAGAAAAGGGAAAGGCAGACACAAAGGCUACUGAUUCUAAAGCAAGCCAGCCAGGUACUUCACAGCAAGAAAAAGGAAAGGCGAACACAAAGGGUACUGGUUCUAAAUUAAGCCAGCCAGGUAAUUCACAGCAAGAAAAGGGCAAGGGAAGCACUCAGGCUGCUGCUAAAGUAAGCCGUGGACAGAAAGGGAAGCUUAAGAAGAUUAAAGAGAAAUAUGCAGAGCAGGAUGAAGAAGAAAGGGAGAUCCGUAUGGCAUUGCUUGCGUCAUCUGGGAAAGCAUCACGGAAGGACAAGCCUUCACAAGAUGGAGAAGAAACCUCUGUUAAAGAAUCAAAACCAUCAGCUGGUGAAGAUGACUCGUCAAAAAUAUGUUAUAAAUGCAAAAAGGCUGGACAUCUUUCUCGCGAUUGCCCAGAAAGCACAUCUGAGGUGGACCGGAACGAUGGCAGCAUUAGUAGAAGCAGAGACGUUAUGGGUACCAAUACUGCUUCUGCUGGUGGCAAUGGUCCCAUGGACGAAGACGAUGUUCAAGAAAUUGGUGAUGAAGAGAAAGAAAAGUUGAUUGAUUUGGACUACUUAACUGGAAACCCACUACCAAGUGAUAUUUUGCUAUAUGCGGUACCUGUGUGUGCCCCUUACAACGCAUUGCAGACAUACAAAUAUCGUGUAAAGAUGACCCCAGGCACUGCAAAGAAAGGGAAAGCUGCCAAAACCGCAAUGAGCUUGUUCCUGCACACACCUGAUGCCACCAACCGUGAGAAGGAGCUUAUGAAGGCAUGCACAGAUCCUGAGCUGGUGGCUGCAAUCGUCGGGAAUGCCAAGAUCACAGCGCCUGGCCUCACUCAACUGAAGCAGAAACAGAAGCAGAAGGGGAAGAAGUCUGCAAAACAGAACUAG
This is a messenger RNA of Miscanthus lutarioriparius, 3618 nucleotides long. The record is from the annotation of a GenBank genome assembly. NCBI's taxonomy places the organism in Eukaryota, Viridiplantae, Streptophyta, Magnoliopsida, Poales, Poaceae.